UUAUUUUUUAACAAACAAGAAUAAAUUCUUUAAAAAUUAUGGAUAUCCAUGAAAUUCAAAAUGUUAAAGAUAUAGAUCAGUUUGAAGAAGCAGCAACAACCGAAAAGAAAAAGAAAAAAAGAAAACCCAAAAAACAAAUCUCUACCUCAGAUUUGCCCCAAGAUGAAAAGUCAACUAUCUCAAAAAUCAAAGAAAUAAAUAUAUCUGAACCUCAACAUACCUCAAUAAUUGAAAAGGAUAACACUGAUGAAAAUGAUGAUGAGCCUAGUCAAGAAGUAGCUGUAUUGAAUGGGGAUGCAAAGAAAAAGAAAAAAAAGAAGAAUAAGAAAAAAAUUUCAGAUAUGGUUGAUUGUGAUAAUAUGGUCAAAAAAGAAAACAUACCACCUAGUAUACCUGUGCAAGAACAAUUUUCUAAUCAUAUAUAUCCUCAGGGGCAAAUUUUAGAAUAUUAUUUAAUAGAGCAGGAUGGUAAGACAGGCAAAUACAGGAUAAACAGUGAGGAAAUGAAGCAGCUUGAAAGUGGUGCACAUUUUGAGUAUUACAAUGAUAUAAGACAUGCUGCUGAAGUUCACAGACAAACGCGUAAAUAUGUUCAAUCAUAUAUAAGACCAGGAAUGACAAUGAUUGAAAUUUGUCAAAGGUUAGAGGAUACCGCCCGUCAUUUGAUUCAAGCUAAAGGACUCGAAGCGGGCCUGGCCUUUCCUACUGGCUGUUCGCUCAAUAACUGUGCCGCCCAUUAUACUCCCAAUGCUGGGGAUGCUACGGUUCUACAAUACGAUGAUGUGUGUAAAAUCGAUUUCGGGACUCAUAUAAAAGGUCGUAUAAUAGAUUGUGCUUGGACCGUUUCGUUUAACCCAAAAUACGAUAAAUUGGUAGAGGCUGUAAGAGAGGCCACAAAUACGGGAAUUAAGACCGCUGGUAUAGAUGUUAGACUCUGCGAUAUAGGUGAAGCCGUCCAGGAAGUUAUGGAAUCUUACGAAUUGGAGAUUAAUGGGCAUUCAUAUCCAAUAAAGGCUAUCAGAAACUUGAAUGGGCAUUCAAUAGGUCCUUAUUGCAUUCACGCGGGAAAAACAGUGCCUAUUGUGAAAGGUGGCGAUAACACACGGAUGGAAGAGAAUGAGCUAUACGCCAUUGAAACAUUUGGCAGCACGGGGAAGGGUCUCGUUCAUGAUGAUAUGGAGACUUCUCAUUACAUGAAGGAUUACGAUUCUGCAUUCGUUCCAAUUCGACUUAACAGUGCCAAAUCUCUACUAAACGUCAUUAAUCACAAUUUCGGUACUUUAGCCUUUUGCCGGCGAUGGUUAGAUCGCGUUGGACAAACAAAGUACAGCAUGGCUCUUAAGAACUUGUGCGAUUUAGGCGUCGUUACUCCUUACCCUCCGCUAUCCGAUAUCAAGGGAUGCUAUACCGCUCAAUUCGAACACACCAUUUUGCUUAGACCUACCUGUAAAGAGGUUCUGAGCCGAGGCGACGAUUAUUAAACAAACUCUCACCAACUUGGUAUUUACCAUUCUGCAUAAACUAAUAACUAAAAUUGAUUUUUGACCAAUUAUUUUUGAAAAAAAAAGUUUUAUUCUUUUUAAUACUAAAAAAGGAACAUGUGCAUUCUUAUUUUAUUCGUAUCGCGUAAAUUAGUUUAUUUUUCUAAUUAUUGGAUUGGAUUAUGAUUAUUUUUCACUUAAGAUUAUAUGAAUUAUCGAGGAUAAUAAUUAAAAAGAUCUAUCAAGCUCUUUCUAAAAAAAAUACCAUAUUCGUUUUGAUAUAAAAAAAAUAUCUAUAUUAUUACACGUUUUGAUGGUCAAAUAUCCAGACUAAAUUAUAUUAUUCGCAAAUUAUAAUAAUAAUAAAAAAUUUGAUAUGAUAUAUGCUAGAUUAUUUUUUUUCAUUAUUAUAUUUGUAAGAAUUAGCUCAGAAUUAAGAAUAUCAGAAGUAUUUUUUAUUAAAUCAAACAAAGAUAAAAUUCU
Messenger RNA from Gordionus sp. m RMFG-2023, 1964 nucleotides. RefSeq names its product methionine aminopeptidase 2-like. Gene Ontology annotation, biological process: proteolysis. Lineage: Eukaryota; Metazoa; Nematomorpha; Gordioida; Chordodea; Parachordodidae. The coding region runs from base 39 to 1481 and encodes 480 amino acids. The record is from RefSeq and is a predicted model, not a curated record. Gene Ontology annotation, cellular component: cytoplasm. Gene Ontology annotation, molecular function: metalloaminopeptidase activity. The transcript is spliced from 11 exons.